Molecule: messenger RNA, 1541 nt
Organism: Musa acuminata subsp. malaccensis (wild Malaysian banana)
Lineage: Eukaryota; Viridiplantae; Streptophyta; Magnoliopsida; Zingiberales; Musaceae
Product: ethylene-responsive transcription factor 1
Biological process (GO): ethylene-activated signaling pathway; regulation of DNA-templated transcription
Molecular function (GO): DNA-binding transcription factor activity; DNA binding
Source: RefSeq, a predicted model, not a curated record
UGCUCUAAAAUGAAAUCUUUGGCUUCUACUGCUCUCUUUAUUGUUCUCGAGAAGGAGCUCUUUUCUUGUUGAGCGGUGUUGUGAGUGAGGCGGGAAGAUGUGCGGAGGAGCGAUCAUCUCCGACUUCAUUCCGACGGUGAGACCCGAGCGGCGGGUCACCGCCGACUACUUGUGGCGGGGUUUGAAGAGGGGCGGGGCCAAUGGAGUGAAGACAAAGAAGAGUAACGGCCACCGCCGGGCUGUGAAGGAUACUGAGGAUGACUUUGAGGCCGACUUCCAGGAGUUCGAGUACGAGUCGAUGGUGUCGGAGGUAGAGGACGAGGUGGAGCACGUCGAUACGCCAUUCGCUUUAGCCUCCACCGAUCGGCAAGUCACUCUGAAACCUGUAGAAUUCAAUGGCCCUGCAGCUAGGUCUGCUAAAAAGAAGAGAAAGAAUCAAUACAGGGGAAUCCGUCAGCGUCCUUGGGGAAAAUGGGCAGCUGAAAUUAGAGAUCCUCGUAAGGGUGUUCGUGUCUGGCUUGGGACCUUCAACACUGCUGAAGAAGCUGCACGAGCCUAUGACGCAGAGGCCCGUAAGAUCCGUGGCAAGAAAGCAAAGGUGAAUUUCCCUGAUGAGGCACCAACAAGUGUUCAUAGGCACUCAUUGAAACUGAAUGCACCAAAGGCGCCCAAACCAAACCCACCAGAGAAGCUCAACUUCCACCAAGAUGUGGAUUAUGUGAAUGGACCAGAUCAGGAUUUCUAUUCUGUUUUCGACUUCAUUGAAGAUAAGGAACCCAUCAAGCAAUCCAUAAACUUUAGCUCCUUCAAUGAGAUUAAACAAUCUCCAGCAAUCGAGGAACCUGCAAUUAAUUUUUACUCUGAUCGGGGAAGCAACUCUUUUGAUUGUUCUAAAUAUGGCCAUGAAGGUGAGCCUAAAACCCCUGAGAUCACAUCAAUUCUUGCUCCGACUAUCACUGAAGCUGAAGGAGCUGCAUACCUAGCAGAAGGUGCUCCGUUGAAGAAACUGAAAAACAAUGCUGGAGAAGUUGUGCCAGCUGUAGACUCUUCUGCCAAACUGUCUGAGGAGCUGUCUGCUUUUGAAUCAUACAUGAAAUUUCUGCAAGUACCGUAUCUCGAAGGAGGCUCAGAUGAACCUAUUGAGAGCCUUCUCAUUAAUGAUGUCACUCAGGAUGUGAAUGGUGUGGAUCUCUGGAGCUUCGAUGACCUGCCACCAGUGGCAGUCAGCGGUUACUGAGGGACCUCAUAUUCUACCAACUGGUGUCCUGUAAAUAAGAUGCAACCGUACGUGUAUUGUUUAUGUUGUGUUGUUUAGGUAUCACUGCUGAUGGAAAUAUGGAGAACCAGAAAUAUUGGCAAUGUUCGCCAGCGGAACUUUGGUUUGUGGUAUUUUCUUUAGUUGCUACAUGUCUUGUUUAUGUCGUGUUGCCUUUUUUUCUGUUUGCCUGUCAUGUACUGAACUUGGUUCUUCAUAGUUAACCGGUAACCAUGUUCAAAACUGAUCAAAUAUUGCUUUUGUUCAAUGUUAGUAAUUGUUGCCA